Messenger RNA from Penicillium verhagenii, 783 nucleotides. RefSeq names its product putative RAS small monomeric GTPase. The coding region runs from base 1 to 783 and encodes 260 amino acids. The transcript is spliced from 3 exons. Gene Ontology annotation, molecular function: GTP binding; GTPase activity; GDP binding. Gene Ontology annotation, cellular component: plasma membrane. Gene Ontology annotation, biological process: signal transduction. Lineage: Eukaryota; Fungi; Ascomycota; Eurotiomycetes; Eurotiales; Aspergillaceae. The record is from RefSeq and is a predicted model, not a curated record.
AUGGCAGACAAGAUCUCAAUCACCAUCUGCGGCGAUGGAGGAUGCGAGGAUGCAUAUUCGGUCACGCGCAAUAUCGACGGUCUUCCCUACUUCUUAUCCAUCACCGACACCGCUGGUCAGGAGGAAUAUCGAGGACUAUGGACGGCCACCACCCUCAAAUCCGAUGCCUUUCUACUAGUCUACGAUAUUACAAACCCCUCCAGUCUGGAAACUUUGGAUCACUUUCUGGAGUUGAUCAACCUGGAGGCGGAACAGCGGCUGGAAGAUAAUGAACUAUUGCGCAAGAAACUUGGGCCCAGUGCUGGACCCGGGGUGGGCAUGCCGCCGCCCGUCAAGAUUCUCGCUGGGAACAAAUGCGAUUUGAAGGACGGCCGCGCUAUCUCCUCGCGUGAUGGACUUGAGUAUGCGCGCCGACAUGAUUGUGGAUUUAUGGAGACGAGUGCGCGGGAGAUGGUCAAUAUUGAAGAGACUUUUGCUCAUUUGGUCCGUCGCGUGGUGGAAUCCCGACGGGUCCAUUCGCAGGGCGCCUUAGCUCGGCCCCCAUCUCGGGCAGGCCAGUCAGCACAUACGACGGCUCUGCCUCAAACCACGAGGGAUGCGAGUACGAAGCGCAAGACACGUUACCGGCGAUUUUUCGGAAUUGGCAAGAGUAAAGGUAAAUUGGUUGACCCGGACCUUGAUGAGAAAGUUAGGAAAGACAGUAAAGAUAGUCCAGCCACUCAAGAGGCAGAUGGGGAAGCUCAGGGAUGUUUGAUCCGGAGGCUGUGCUGUGGCUGUUGCUGA